CAUAAAAGAGUUAAAAAUUUUCUUGACAAAUCUAGUAUCAAGAACUUGGAGAACAAGCUAAUUUGUGAUGCUCUCGCACCCAAACAUUUAUAUGCUCCUCAACCCCUCACAACUCUUCGUCUUCUCAACUUCAUCGAACUAGAACCCUUUUCUUUUCCGAUCACUCCCAAAAACUCACUCUCUCGCUCUAAUGGACAUCGAUUUCAAAGAAUACCAAUUGCGCUGCCAACUCCGCGGCCACGAAGACGACGUUCGUGGGAUUUCUGUGUGUGGCAAUGCGGGUAUAGCCACCUCGUCGCGUGAUCGAACUGUUAGGUUCUGGUCCUUGGACCCUUCUGAUGAACGGAGGUACUCGGAGUCGAAGAUUCUGCUCGGCCACACCAGUUUUGUGGGCCCAGUGGUGUGGAUUUCACCCAAUGAGCAAUACCCUGAUGGUGGAAUUGUGUCCGGCGGGAUGGAUACAAUGGUGCUGGUGUGGGACUUGAGGACUGGGGAGAAGGUGCAAACUCUUAAGGGCCAUCAGUUGCAGGUCACAGGCAUCGCUUUGGAUAAUGGGGACAUUGUCUCAUCUUCUGUUGACUCUACUUUAAGGCGAUGGAGGAAUGGGCAGUUGGUAGAGUCUUGGGAGGCUCAUAAGGCAGCCAUCCAAGCAGUUAUAAAGCUUCCUUCGGGCGAGCUUGUCACAGGUUCAAGCGAUACUACUUUAAAACUUUGGAGGGGAAGUACAUGCACUCGUACUUUUGUUGGGCAUUCAGACACUGUAAGAGGCUUGGCAGUGAUGUCCGAAUUGGGAAUUCUUUCUGCUUCACAUGAUGGUUCCAUCAGGUUAUGGGCUCUAAGUGGUGAAGUUUUAAUGGAGAUGGUUGGUCAUACUUCAAUUGUCUAUUCUGUUGAUUCACAUGUGUCUGGACUAAUAGUCAGUAGCAGCGAAGAUUGUUUUGCAAAGAUAUGGAAGGAUGGAGUUUGCAUGCAGAGCAUAGAGCAUCCUGGCUGUGUUUGGGAUGCAAAAUUCUUGGAAAAUGGGGAUAUUGUGACAGCAUGUUCUGAUGGAGCUGUACGCGUCUGGACCAUAAAUCAGGAUAAAAUUGCAGAUGCCCUAGAAGUGGAGUCAUAUUUCUCCCAACUUUCUCAGCACAAAAUUAGCAGGAAGAGGGUCGGAGGAUUGAAACUGGAAGAAUUACCUGGACUAGAAGCCUUACAGAUUCCAGGAACCAGUGAUGGCCAGACAAAAGUUGUCAGAGAGGGGGACAAUGGUGUGGCAUAUGUAUGGAAUAUGAGAGAACAGAAGUGGGAUAAGAUUGGCGAGGUUGUCGAUGGGCCAGAUGACAGCAUGAAGCGUCCUGUUCUUGAUGGAAACGAAUAUGAUUAUGUAUUUGAUGUCGACAUUGGAGAUGGAGAGCCUAUUCGUAAGCUGCCUUACAAUCGAUCAGAUAAUCCAUAUGAUACUGCUGACAAGUGGCUUCUGAGGGAGAACCUUCCUCUUUCCUACCGAGAACAAGUUGUCGCUUUCAUCCUCCAAAAUACUGGACAAAAUAAUUUCGACCUUGAUCCAUCAUUUCGUGAUCCCUACACUGGGUCAAGUGCUUAUGUACCCGGACAAUCUUCAAACAAGUCUGCUUCUGCAAAACCUACUUUCAAGCAUAUUCCUAAGAAAGGAAUGCUUGUUUUUGACGUCGCCCAGUUUGAUGGGAUCCUAAAGAAGAUUACAGAGUUCAACAGUAAUUUACUCUCUGACCAGGAUAAGAAGAACUCAUCUUUAAAUGAGGUUGAGAUUUCCAGGUUGGGUGCUAUAGUUAAAAUAUUGAAGGACACAUCACAUUAUCAUUCUAGUAAAUUUGCCGAAGUUGACAUUGCUUUGUUGGUGAGAUUGCUAAAAUCAUGGCCAGUUGCAAUGUUAUUUCCAGGUAAAAUUCCUGCAUUGGGAUUGGGGCCAUUUAUACAUAACACGACUGCUCAUAACAUCUCAUUUUUCAUAUGUAUGGCAAUAAGAUUAUUGAUUUUGAGGAUGAUUGUUCUGCACCCUGAUGGGGCAACUCGGCUUCUCCAGCAUCUUGAAGCUGAAAAUGAUUUACUAAUGGAGUUGAUCAGAAAAGUUGCAACAAAUCCGCCACUUCCUGCUAAUCUCUUAACAAGUGUUCGUGCAGUGACCAAUCUUUUCAAGAAUUCGUGCUACUACAAUUGGUUACAAAAGCAUCGGACUGAGAUUCUAGAUGUGUAUUCAAGUUGUUAUUCAUCUCCAAAUAAGAAUUUGCAGUUAUCAUAUGCAACCUUGAUUCUCAAUUAUGCUGUUUUGUUAACCGAAAAGAAGGAUCAAGAAGGUCAAUCCCAGGUUCUUUCUUCAGCACUUCAGAUUGCAGAAGAAGAAAAUCUAGACGCUGAUGCAAAAUUUCGGGCUUUAGUUGCCAUUGGAUCACUGAUGCUUGAGGGCUUUGUGAAAAAGAUAGCUAUUGACUUUGAUGUUGAAAACAUUGCUAAAAUAGCAAAGGCUUCCAAAGAAACCAAGAUUGCUGAAGUUGGAGCGGACAUUGAACUUUUAACAAAAUAGAGCUCGCUCUCUGAAUCCUUGGAUUUGGAACCGGUGAUUUACCUGUCGAAGUGAUUCUCAAUAUUGGACUGCAGUAGCCGUGCAAUUUUGUGGAGACAUGCAAUUGCACAUGAUUCCAAAUAUAUGCAUCAUUUUGACGUGUGAAAAAGGAUACAAUGAUUCUGGUUCGAAAAUAGUAUCCAACGAUUGAGGAACUCCCUGGUUGGGUGUUACGACGACAAGCUGUCAAACUUCUCUCUCUCUUGUUUAUAACUGAGUUUAAUCGCAGUCUAUGAAUGAGAAAUGUGUCACGACGGUGUCAAUUGUACCAUUCAAGAUUGUCGAUGGAAAUGCACUUGAAACGUGUGAACCCUUUUUAUACAGUGCCUAAUUAUUCAUUACAGACAAUGGUUGGCAAUUCUUAUAUCUCUAAUUCGUCUUC
Messenger RNA from Malus domestica (apple), 2966 nucleotides. The record is from RefSeq and is a predicted model, not a curated record. NCBI's taxonomy places the organism in Eukaryota, Viridiplantae, Streptophyta, Magnoliopsida, Rosales, Rosaceae.